AAAUGGAAGUUGAAAAGCAGAGAGAAAGAGUAGAUAAGGCCAAGGGUGAAGGAAAUAGUGGUGGGUUUCAACCAUAAUCAUGGUCAUGGCUUCUUCAUCAACCAUAUUGCCUUCAUCACUCAUCGCAGGAACAACCUUUUCAAUUAACUCACCAGACAAGCAACGGUUGUUCCUUCCAAAUGGUUAUAAUUACAGGUUACAAAAGAAGAGAGUUUCCUUCACUGUCACAGCAGCCAAGCCCCCUGCUGGUGUGGAAUUUCCAAAAGUACAGCCACAAUUUCAGGCUCCAUUUCUUGGGUUCACAAGGACAGCAGAGAUAUGGAACUCUAGAGCUUGCAUGAUUGGAAUCAUUGGAGUUUUCAUUGUAGAAUUUUGACAGGUAGCAUACUGACGUGGAAGGUUGCGCCAUGCGUCGCAAUGCUAUUUGUCCACGUAUCUGUUUGUGCCAUGUGUCGCAACAGUAUUCGUCCACAUAUUAUCCAUUAUGUCAUGAUUGUAAUUUGUAAAUGCACCAAAUUAGUCCCUUAUUUUACGUUAAGUGACUCAUUUUAGUUUCUAAAAUUGAAUGUUGUGCACAAAACUAGUCUCUUAGUUUUUUUCUCCUUUUUUUUUUAUAAAUUCAAGAUGCUUUUGUAAAAUAUUUUUUCUCUUGCGGGUACUUUGAACUGCUGUCUUGGAGUUGACAUAAAGAUAUUUCAAGCACCUCCCACUACCAUCUCUGACCUCUUUCGUCUAGACUGAGGAGGUCGGAGAUGGUAGUAAGGGUGCUUGAAAUGCCUUUAGUCUAGCCCAUUUAUACAUAAUGAAAACUUGUAUUUCAUAAGAAACGAAAACAAUAUGUAUUUGAGUUCUUGAUUUCUUGUUUAAAACACAUUUUUUGAUGAAAAAUUGUGUCUAAUCAAUCAUAUAAUUUUUUUUAUAAUAACAUACUUAUAUAUUACAAAAUUUACCAAUGUUAAAUUAUUAUAGAAAAAAUAUAUAAUUAAAACAAAAACUUUAAAUUUUUUUAUAAAAACACUCAUAUUUAAGUGUGAAAAAAUAGAAUUGAAAUUAAUACAUCUAAAAUACUGAAAAUUUUUAAUUUUUUAAAAAAAUGAGAAAAAACGGGUAAAGGGACUAGUUUGGUGCACCACAUUCAAUUUUAAGGAUUAAAAUGAGUCACUUAACGUAAAGUGAGGGACUAAUUUAGAGCAUCUAAAAUAAUGAUAUAAUUGAUGACACGUAGACGAAUACUAUUGCGUGACACGUGGCACAAGCAGGUACGUGGCCAAAUAGCAUUGUGACAUGUAUCACAACCAUCUAUAUUAGCAUGCCAUGUGUCACUGGUCAACACAUUAUCAUACCAUUAUACGUGGCCAAAUCAUGGAGUGACACGUUUCACUAACAUGCCAUGUCAUCAAGUCAUGUUAUCACGCCAUUAAUAAAAAAUGGAACAGAGACUAAUAUGAUACAUUUUUGUCAAUUUCAGAAAUGUAAUUAGUGCAAUUAGAAUCUUGGAGACGAUUUUAGUGCACGACGCCAAUCUCAGUUAUCAUUUUUGGGUUUAACUCGACAAAAUAUGAAUUCAAAAGUAAGUGUCAAGAAUGGGAUUAAAGCCCAUGUUUUGUCAUAGGGUUAUUAUAGCUUUGUUAGGUAUUAAAACGGGCCAAAAGCCCAACCCAAAUGCCUGGAUUUUUUCAUUUCCUAAAUUUAAUCGUAUUUGGGUUCA
This is a messenger RNA of Arachis duranensis, 1708 nucleotides long. RefSeq names its product light-harvesting complex-like protein OHP1, chloroplastic. The record is from RefSeq and is a predicted model, not a curated record. Bases 80 to 376 code for a protein of 98 amino acids. The transcript is spliced from 3 exons. NCBI's taxonomy places the organism in Eukaryota, Viridiplantae, Streptophyta, Magnoliopsida, Fabales, Fabaceae.